Molecule: messenger RNA, 9564 nt
Organism: Gadus macrocephalus (Pacific cod)
Lineage: Eukaryota; Metazoa; Chordata; Actinopteri; Gadiformes; Gadidae
Product: death-inducer obliterator 1-like
Exons: 17
Coding region: 278-9064 (2928 amino acids)
Biological process (GO): apoptotic signaling pathway; DNA-templated transcription
Cellular component (GO): nucleus
Source: RefSeq, a predicted model, not a curated record
GCGAUGUCUGUACAGUACGGUUAGCCAUUAAACAGACAGCCAUCUGCCGCAGUCAGGAACGCAACGCGGAGUAGCCACUAGCCAGCGGGAAUGGAAAAUGGAGGAUUGACCUAAGGAAUUGCGAGGACAUAAUAUCGAUGAUUUGGUCGUAGUAAUCCUGAACCCACACAGAGGUCGUCUUACUAGACACCUUUCUUUUGAAGAAGCACAUUGUUAUGGCCCAUCACCACUGAACUGCAGAGAUUGAGGUUGAAAGUAGUGCUUGACUCCAUCAUCUAUGGAGGAGACUUUGAGCCCUGUGCUCUCUCUAGCUCCCCAGCCAGAGCAGAGCCAGGAACCUUUGGAUAGCUGCGCUCAAGCUGCCGAUACAGAAACUCAAGCAGAGGCUGAGUGUCUAGAGCCAGAGGACAAUGGCAGUAAAGAGCAGCUAGAGGAGUCUGACCAAUCUCCCAAAACCACCGGCGAGGUGAGGAAGACCUGGGGUUUCCGUCGGACCACCAUCGCCAAGAGAGACAUGCCAGUAGAAGCGGUCGUUGAGCCCCAGGAGAGCCGUGGAGGCGCAGUCCGCCGCAGCGGCAGGCAGUCCAAACGUACAGACAAGCUCGAGGAGUUCCUAUCCUCGACGGCCAAGAGGGCGGCGAGGAGGAGUGGCCCCUCCAGCAUCGAGAGCGGCGACCCUCCGUCCCAAACCCCGACGGACGCUGAGACCGCCUCGGAGGCCAGCUUCGACGGCAACGCUGACGCCAAGGCGGCGGAGGACAAGUCCCCCUCCCCGGAGAGGAGGACGAGGAGCGGCACCAGGAAACAGCCAGCCGGUAAGGCCCGGGGGGGCAGGAUGACGAGGAGCCGCGGAGGAGGGGCCACCGGCACCAAAGACGACGGAAGCUCAGAGAACGACGAGGACAGCGAAGACGAUGCCGGCACAAAGGACCAGCCACAGAACCAGAGCCAGGAGGGGACACCGGAAGACGGGACAGAGGACUGUCCCAAAAUCGAGGUGAAAGAGGGCGGAGAUUUGACGCAGGUUGGCCCUGAGCCGGAACCUGAGAAGCAGGAGCAGCAGGAGGAGGAGGAGGAGGAGAAGCCAGAGGAGCUCGAAGGUGAGAAGGUCAAAGAAGAGCCCAAACGGGAGACUGGAAAAGACAGUGAGGAGGAAGACAAGGAGAAGCCUCCCGGGGGCUUUGUGAAGCGUGGGCCAAUCAGAACCUACACCAAUAAAAAGAAGGUUGCACCAAUUAAGAGCACCCCAGUGACACCAGCUGUGGGUAAACCUCCUCCUGCACCUGCCAUGAAAGGAGCCUUCACGGCAAGGAGAGAACCCAACAGGCCCAAUGCCCAGCCGUCCACGCAGAACCGCAGGUCCCCAGAAGGCCCCGGAGAUGACGAAGAAGAUGACGACUCCUUGACCACCACGUCCGCCACAUCGUCCUCCUCUUCGUCGGACUCUGAAGAAGCAGGCUACGACCCCAAUGCCCUCUAUUGCAUCUGUCGCCAGAAGCAUAACAAACGGUUCAUGAUCUGCUGCGACCGCUGCGAGGAGUGGUUCCACGGCGACUGCGUGGGCAUCACGGAGGCCCGCGGGCGCCUCAUGGAGAGGAACGGCGAGGACUACGUCUGCCCCAACUGCACCGCCCGCAAGAGCCAGGUGCUGCGGCCCGCCACCGGCGCUCUGGCCACGGGCCUGGACGCCGCCAAGGCCCUCGCCGAGUCCCGGAGAGUAGAGUCUGGCUCUGGGGUCAACCAUGCCAGCGUGGCCUCAAUGCUGGGGGGAGCCGCGGAGGAGAAGCUAGGAGACGACCCGGGGAUCAAGGGCCGGAUAGAGAAGGCCACCAACCCCACUGGCAAAAAGAAGAUAAAGAUAUUUCAACCGCAGGCACUACAGCAGACGGCAGGGCUGAGGUCACCACCGGCCGCUGACCAGAAGGUGGCGCCAAACGCGGAGCAGAAAGUAGCUUCGAUGGUGGAGGUGAAGACCUCGCCGUCUCUGGGAACCGACCAGGCGGUGGAGGUGAAGGCCGACACCUCCUCCCUGCCCAAGUGCAUCGGGACUGGCUGCGAGAACAACGCCCAGCCGGACUCCGUCUACUGCGGCAACGUGUGCAUCCUAAAGCACGCGGCAGCGGCCAUGAAGUCCUUCACAGAUGCCAAGGAGCCCAAGGAGGAGGCCCCGGGUCAGAGGAAGCCAAGCACCAAGUCUACUGCCAAGAGGAGCGCCGCCGGAGGGAAGACUGCGAAGGCCAUCGCUGAGGAGUCGGAGGAGGACUACAGCGAAUCGGACAGCGAGGAAGACAGCGACGACGAGCAGCACGGUGAAGAAGACGACGAUGACGAGAGUGCCCGGGAGCAUCCUCCGCCGGCCGCCGCUGCAUCCUGGUCCUGCGACCAUAAUUACAAUGCCGUCACGCCAGAAAAGACUACACCCAUAUCACCAACAGUGUUAAACAAAAAGUUGCCCCCCAAAGAGGAGAAGCAGAGUGAGAAGGUUAAGGAGCAGGAGCAGGCUCCUGCUGAGAAGCCCGCCGCCUCCACAACGCCGGUCAAAAACAAGAGGUCUCCGGCCAUCAAGCCAGCGAAGGCGAAAGGACGCAAAGCUUCCCCUCAGGGCAGCUCAAGGGCAACCAGGAAGCAGGCCACGGCCGCCAGCAAACCCGGCCCAAAGUCCAAGAAACCGGGCGCGCCUUCCGCUCCAACGCCUUCCACAUUCCAGGGCGGGCCCGUGCACAUCACAGGAGCGCUGAGAGUCACCAAGUCCAACUUCACCAUCCCAAAGAAGCAGGCUCCGCAGAAAGACCCCCCGUCCAACAGCCACUCCUCCUCCUCCUCCAGAGGGCCCUCAUCGUCAUCGGCCUCCUCUGCGCCGUCCGUCCCCUCGUCUUCCAGGCCUUCCCAGCCGACCGCCUCCCCGGCGCCCCCCGGGGCCCCGGCGGGUCCGCCCAACAACCAGAUGAGGCAGAACAUCCGACGCUCCCUCACCGACAUUCUCUACAAGAGGGUGAGUGACAGCGACGACCUGAAGAUGACUGAGAGCGAGGUUGGCCGGAUGGCGGUGUCCAUCGAGAAGGAGAUGUUUAACCUGUGCAUGAACACGGACAGCAAGUACAAGAACAAGUACCGCUCCCUCAUGUUCAACCUGAAGGACCCCAAAAACAAGGGCCUGUUCUACAGGGUCGUGUGGGGGGAUGUAAGUCCCUUCAGGCUGGUCAGACUCAGUGCAGAGGAGCUGCUCUCCAGAGAGAUUUCGGAGUGGAGGAAGUCUGACUCUGAGUCCCACAGCUCGAGUGGCCGAUCCCACUCAGGGUACUCUAAAUCAGGCCACAGGCGGGAGUCAAGCUCCCAUAGCCUGGAUCUGGAGGACGCUCCACCGACGUCAGAUGCCGAUGUAUGUAUCCCUGCUGCCUUGCCACCUUCUCGCAUGGCUUCCGCUGCAGACCAGGAGGAGUCGAGCUGCGCUCCGUCCUCCUCGGCUCCGGGCUCUGCCGUCGAGACACCAGACAUCUUCAGCAGCAUGCUCAACGACACCACUGCCGAGCACAAGAACCACAUCUUCGACAUCAACUGCAAAAUAUGCACAGGUCAGAAGUCUGAGGAUGAGCCGGCUGCCAAGAAAGCCAAACUUGCCAAGAAGCCCGAGGCCAAGCCACCCCGACAGGAGUCGCGCUCGUCCAGGGAGGCCCCUCCUGCUGCCUACCAGCCGCACAUGCCCGCAGCCUACCCCCCUCCUGGGCCCCAGGCCUAUCAACACCAAGACACCCUCUCCUACCACAAGACCCAACCCGUGUAUCAGCCCAGCAUGGACGCUCCCGUCCACUCCGAGCCACAGGCCCAGCCUAUGCUCUACCAGGAUGACUUCGGUGGUCUGGUACAGCCGGUCAUGACCCCUGCACCUAUCGCCAUGCCAACCGUAUCCUCUGUGAGCAUCACCCGCAGAGACCCCCGCAUGGCCAGGCACGGAGCCAGCGUCACGGUCACCCAAACCCCCUCUCAAACGCCGCCAGUUCUGCCCCUCUCGUCAUCGGAGCCCGCCAACCCUCUGGUCGUCGUCCCAGUGGAGCCGGCACUCAAGGGGCCUUUGCCCAUGCCUCCAGCCCCCCCACCUUCAGUGACCCCAUCUAAAGCAGCAAAAUCCAGUUCCAAUGAUCCUCCCCUGGAAGGAGAGACGGCCAUCUUCCUCCACGGUCAGGAGAAGAUUUGGAAGGGGUUCAUCAACAUGCAGUCCGUGGCAAAGUUUGCCACAAAGGCCUUCUUGGUGUCUGGAUCCUUUGAAUAUCUGAAGGAGGACCUGCCCGACACCAUCCAUAUCGGUGGCCGUAUCUCCCCCAGCACAGUGUGGGAUUACGUGGGGAAGCUGAAGACCUCCCUGUCCAAGGAGCUGUGUCUGAUCCGGUUCCACCCGGCCACGGAGGAGGAGGAGGCGGCCUACGUGUCCCUCUACUCGUACUUCAGCAGCAGGAAGCGCUUUGGUGUGGUGGCCAACAACAACCGGCGCAUCAAAGACCUCUACCUGAUCCCGCUGAGCGCCCUGGACCCCCUACCCUCCAAGCUGCUGCCCUUCGACGGCCCAGGGCUGGAACCAGCCCGACCCAACCUGCUCCUGGGGCUGCUGAUCUGCCAGAAGGACAAGAAGCGGGCCGGAGCUCUGUUAGAACACGAGGAGAAACGAUCCAAGCUGCAAGCCAAAGACAUGGAAGACACAGGCCUCCCCAAGCCUUUGACCUCCAUCAAAGCUGAGAGGACGAUACGGUCGAGCUUGGAAAUUCCCUUCAGCACCACUCCUCCGGGCUCACCUCCGCCCCUCAGCACCCCCGGGCCCGCGGGGAUCUCCUCCAUCUUUUCCCUUCUGUCCUCGGUCAAGGCGCCGGCCGCCAUGGCCGCUCCCCUCGGAACAGACUCGCUGUCUGCCUUGGGCGUCGCCGGCUCCUCGGCUGCCAGCGCCACCCCUCUCCAGACCAUCCUCAACACUCUGUUCGGGAAGAAGAAGCAGGACUCGGAGGCCUCCGACUCCCCCUCCCAGCCCGGCGGGGAGCCCUCGGGGGCCCCGGCCACCCUGCUGGACCCCAUCGUCCAGCAGUUUGGACAGAUCUCCAAGGAGCGCCAGGAGGAGGAGGAGGAGGAGGAGGACGACCGGCCGUACGACCCAGAGGAAGAGUACGACCCCGGCUCGGGUUACAGCGCACCUCUGAAACCCGCCCACGCCGCCACGGAACCCGUCGUCCACAAGCCGGCGGAGGCCGUGGCCGUUGAGCCGGACGACGUGGCGUACGACCCGGAGGACGACUCCAUCUUUGACGAGGUCAAACCCGCAGUCCCGCCUCCGGCCAAAGCUACCGGAACAAACGGCCCACCGAAAGACGUGACCGACAAGGUCAUAUCUGCACCGUUCUCCCUUCCCGACGCACUGCUCACCAAGACCCUCCUUGCAAAUAGUCAUCUGUUGCAGCUGGGCAAAAAGGUGGAAGAGCUUGUGAAGGCUUCCUCUGUCGUUCCUGUGAUCAACCAGAGACGGGACCCUCGCCAGGCUCUCGCCAGCAAGAGACUGCCCAGCCAGGAGGAGCAGCCCCAGCAGGAGCCGGAGGAGGCAAAGGAGAAGGAGCGGGCGUCUACUCCGCCGGCAGAGAUGCCUCCACCCUCACAGCAGGAAGCUCAAGAACCUGAAUUGGCCAAAAUGGACAAAGUUCAAGUCUCUGAACAGUCAGAAGAGGAGAAGAUACCACUUGUGUUCCUGCCUCAGCAGGAGAAGAAGGAGGACGUUCUCCCAUUCAUGGAGUCGGACAUUGAAGAGGUAUCAAUUCCUCUGUUGGGCGAGCAUGAGGAUCCCGAUGUAAAGGCAACCUUCAUAGAGGAACAAGAAGAUGACAAAGAAGAAGAAAAGGCGGAGGAAAUGGAAGCAGAGCCAUUUAUGGUCGAAACCGAGGAGGACAAGUUCAGCCUCUGGCCUAAUUCUGAGCAUAUUCUCAAAACGGCUGAGGACUCGAAGUACGAGGAAGAUCCAGACUAUUAUGAUGACUCUGAAGACACAAUGACCUCCUCAAUCCCGGUGCUUACUCAGAGCGCUGCAAUGGGCGACCACUCCUCCCACAUGCCGCAUAUGCCUCCUUCAGGCUACAACUCAAAUAAGUACAGGCCUCAGGCUGACCUUCCAAAGCCUGCCAGCUUCCCCCCGCCCCAUGUGGGGAUUCCUCCAAUGCAAGGACCCCCGUCGAUGAAUCGUCCACCACCUAUAUCAAUCCCUCCGGCCAUAGUGACUAGGCUCUCAGGCCCCCCACCCAUGCAGGGUCACCCCCCGGGCAUGCAGGGACACCCCCCGGGCAUGCAGGGUCACCCCCCACCCAUGCAGGGUCACCAUCCGCCCAUCCAGGGACACCAUCCGCCAAUCCAGGGACACCCUCCACACAUCCAGGGACACCCUCCACACAUCCAGGGACACCCUCCACACAUCCAGGGACACCCUCCACACAUCCAGGGACACCCUCCACACAUCCAGGGACACCCUCCACACAUCCAGGGACACCCUCCACACAUCCAGGGUCACCCUCCACACAUCCAGGGACACCCGCCUCCUAUGCAUGGCCCUCGUCCCCCGAUGCAAGGUGAUGGUGGUCAGCAGUACGGCCCGCCUCCCGGGGGCUAUCCCCCCUACCAGAACCAGUGGCGCGGUCAGCAGCAGCAGCAGCAGCAGCCACCUCCCGGACCCCCGCCCCAGAAUAUAAGAGGACCGUCACUCCCCUUCCAGCCCAUGGGCCAGAGAGGACCCCCACAGAUGUUUGACCACUCUAUGGCCCCCCAGCACAUGAGGCCGCAAGGGCCCCCACAGGGUCUUCCGAUGCCCCCUGCUUUCGACGGACAGAACAGCUUGGCCCCGCCACGAUUCCCUGGACCCCCUCCGCCGCCGUUCAACUUCCAUGGUUCCAGAGGGCCUCCUCCCCCGUUCACCGGCCCCCCUCAUUAUGACAACCGACCCCCGCCCCAGCCCCACUUCCCCGGACCAAGAGCGCCGCCGCCCGCUCCCUACCGGGACCACGGGGCCCAGCCCCCCAUGGCCGAGCCCCCCCGAGGCCCCGUUGAUCCGUACAGCAAGGACGGCGCGGGUCCUUUCAAGCCGGCCAUGGACCCACACCAACACCCCAAUCCCCUGCACAUGUAUAAAGACAGCCAGGCGCCCCCUCCCUCUCCAGGUCCCUCCUUCAGGGGCCCCCUGCCGGACCCCUAUCCAGACCGACGAGGUCCGCCCGAUGAGAGCGGCCAGUCCUUCCAUCCGCACUACAGAGACCCCCGAGCUCACUCUCCACCCCAACAUCGGGCGUCCUUUGAGGACCCCCGGGGGCCCGCUCCCCCAGAGAGCCGGGGACACCCGCCUCAUCAAUUCAUCGGCGAGCGGUACCGCCUCGAAAGACUGCCGGAUGAGAUAAGACCCCCGCGUCACAGCGGGCCCCUCCUGCCGACCCCGUCCGAGGGCCCAAUAGUGCCGGCGGGCCGCAUGGGGGGCCAGAGCCCAGACCCCCACAGGGAGGAGCACUGGCGCCAGCACUCCCCUGACAUGAGGAGACGGAGCAGCUCCCAGCGCGAGGACUCUGAGCCUCGCGGGCUAGAGCGCCUGAGCCGCUUCGACGGAGGCCCCCGGGAACCCUCUGCCGGACAGGCCCACCUCCCCGAUGACAGACAGAGGGAGACGGCCGAGGACCGCCGCAGGGACCGGGAUCGGGAAGGCCCCCCCCAUGCGGGAAGGCCCUCCUGGGACCGGGGUAAGCGCUGGAGCAGAGAGCGGGAGUGGGACAGAAGCAGAGAGAGGGACCGGGAGAGAGACGGAGAACGAAGCCGGGAGCGCAGCAGGGAACACAGUAGGGGCCAAGAGGUGGAGCGCCACCGGGACCCAGACGUAGAGCGACACCGAGACCCAGAGGGGGAGCGACACAGGGACCCAGAGGGGGAGAGGAAAGAGCUGGACAGACACCGGGACCCAGAGGUGGACCGUCACCGGGACCCAGAGGUGGACCGUCACCGGGACCCAGAGGUGGACCGUCACCGGGACCCAGAGGUGGACCGUCACCGGGACCCAGAGGUGGACCGUCACCGGGACCCAGAGGUGGACCGUCACCGGGACCCAGAGGUGGACCGUCACCGGGACCCAGAGGUGGACAGACACCGGGACCCAGAGGUGGACAGACACCGGGACCCAGAGGCAAAUAAGAGGCGCGACCGGGAGAGAGUCCGGGACAGAGAGAGGGAUAGAGUCAGGGAGAGGGACCCAGAGAGGAGGGAGGGAGAGAGGAAAGAAGGAGACAGAAGGGAAGGGGAGAGGCGGGAGGGAGAGAGGAGCGAAGGAGACAGGAGAGAAGGGGAUAGAAGGGAAGGAGAGAGGCUGGAGAGGCUGGAGAGGCAGGAGAGGCGGGAGGGAGAGAGGCUUGAGAGGCGGGAGGGAGAGAGGCAGGAGAGAGAGAGGCAGGAGAGGAGGGAAGGAGAUAGGCGGGAGGGAGACAGGCGGGAGGGAGAUAGGCGGGAGGGAGAGACAAAGGAAGGGGAGAAAAAGGAGGGAGAGAGAAGGGAGGGGGAAAGGAAGGAGGGAGAGAAGAGGGAGGGGGAAAGGAAGGAGGGAGAGAAGAGGGAGGGGGAAAGGAAGGAGGGAGAGAAGAGGGAGGGGGAAAGGAAGGAGGGAGAGAAGAGGGAGGGGGAAAGGAAGGAGGGAGAGAGGAGGGAGGGGGAAAGGAAGGAGGGAGAGAGGAGGGAGGGGGAAAGGAAGGAAGGAGAGAAGAAGGAAGGGGAGCGGAGAGACAGCGAGAGGAGGGACGGGGACAGGAGAGACCACGAUCGAGAGAGAACCAGGGUUCGCGAGAGAGACCGCGACCGUGACCGAGACCGUGAGCGUGACAGAGACCGCGACAGGAGACGCAGCAGAGAAAGAGAUCGUGAUCGUGGAAAAGACCGCGCCAGGGACCGGGACCGAGACCGGGAUCGCGAGCGCCGAGAGAGGAGCAGGAGCAGAGACAAAAGAGAGGAGAAGAAGGAGGCUAAACACGAAGUCAACAGGGAGAGCGAAAGGCACGCCGAUGUGGAGAACAAAAACUCUUAGUAGUCCUCUCCUUCUCGGACCAUGUGUUACUUUUAUGAGAACAGGCGGGAGCAUCCUCUGUAAAUAUGAUGGACAGUAUUUAAGUGGACCUGCAAUAGCUAUAGACUGAUGGUCUGGCAUACUUGUAUUGCCAUUUAUAAGUGAAUGGCCCCACUGCGGGCAGGUUCUGUUUAAAUCAUACUUGUGCUAUAAUUUCGUAUGUGCUCUUUUUAAAGGAUCGAAAUGCAAAGUAACAAAUUUCCACUUACCGUCAAAUUUCAUUUUGUAAAUACGAAUGUGUGUGUAUAUAUACUGAUUUUAACUAUACUUUUUCUAAGUAGAGAAAAUGAAAGCCAUAUAUCCUGGACGGAUAAUGUGAAAGUUGACCUGUAUGACUGUAUGUGUACAAUUCAGAGGUUUUCAAUAUCAUGGCUCUUUGGAGAAAAUAGGUAAUUGACGGUUAUUGCAACAUGUUGAUUUCGUUGAAACUCAAAUCCACAAUUAAACCUUUUUUGACUACU